Molecule: messenger RNA, 1602 nt
Organism: Closterium sp. Yama58-4
Lineage: Eukaryota; Viridiplantae; Streptophyta; Zygnematophyceae; Desmidiales; Closteriaceae
Source: the annotation of a GenBank genome assembly
AUGCCCUUCCUAAUGAAACUAUCGGUUGUUCUUACACUUUCUCACAAGUUCUUCCCUCAGUUCCUCCCUCAGUCCCUCCCUCAGUCCCUCCCUCAGUCCCUCCCUCAGUUCCUCCCUCAGUUCCUCCCUCAGUUCCUCCCUCAGUUCCUCCCUCAGUUCCUCCCUCAGUCCCUCCCUCAGUCCCUCCCUCAGUCCCUCCCUCAGUCCCUCCCUCAGUUCCUCCCUCAGUUCCUCCCUCAGUCCCUCCCUCAGUUCCUCCCUCAGUCCCUCCCUCAGUUCCUCCCUCAGUUCCUCCCUCAGUUCCUCCCUCAGUUCCUCCCUCAGUCCCUCCCUCAGUCCCUCCCUCAGUCCCUCCCUCAGUUCCUCCCUCAGUCCCUCCCUCAGUUCCUCCCUCAGUUCCUCCCUCAUCCCUCCCUCGGUUCCCCCUCCGUUCCUCCCUCAGUUCCUCCCUCAUCCCUCCCUCAGUCCCUCCCUCAGUUCCUCCCUCAGUCCCUCCCUCAGUUCCUCCCUCAGUCCCUCCCUCAGUUCCUCCCUCAGUCCCUCCCUCAGUUCCUCCCUCAGUUCCUCCCUCAGUUCCUCCCUCAGUCCCUCCCUCAGUCCCUCCCUCAGUUCCUCCCUCAGUCCCUCCCUCAGUUCCUCCCUCAGUCCCUCCCUCAGUUCCUCCCUCAGUUCCUCCCUCAGUUCCUCCCUCAGUUCCUCCCUCAGUUCCUCCCUCAGUUCCUCCCUCAGUCCCUCCCUCAGUUCCUCCCUCAGUUCCUCCCUCAGUCCCUCCCUCAGUCCCUCCCUCAGUUCCUCCCUCAGUUCCUCCCUCAGUUCCUCCCUCAGUUCCUCCCUCAGUUCCUCCCUCAGUCCCUCCCUCAGUUCCUCCCUCAGUCCCUCCCUCAGUCCCUCCCUCAGUCCCUCCCUCAGUUCCUCCCUCAGUUCCUCCCUCAGUUCCUCCCUCAGUUCCUCCCUCAGUUCCUCCCUCAGUUCCUCCCUCAGUCCCUCCCUCAGUCCCUCCCUCAGUUCCUCCCUCAGUUCCUCCCUCAGUCCCUCCCUCAGUUCCUCCCUCAGUCCCUCCCUCAGUUCCUCCCUCAGUUCCUCCCUCAGUUCCUCCCUCAGUUCCUCCCUCAGUCCCUCCCUCAGUUCCUCCCUCAGUUCCUCCCUCAGUCCCUCCCUCAGUUCCUCCCUCAGUCCCUCCCUCAGUUCCUCCCUCAGUUCCUCCCUCAGUUCCUCCCUCAGUUCCUCCCUCAGUUCCUCCCUCAGUCCCUCCCUCAGUUCCUCCCUCAGUUCCUCCCUCAGUUCCUCCCUCAGUUCCUCCCUCAGUUCCUCCCUCAGUUCCUCCCUCAGUUCCUCCCUCAGUCCCUCCCUCAGUUCCUCCCUCAGUUCCUCCCUCAGUUCCUCCCUCAGUUCCUCCCUCAGUUCCUCCCUCAGUCCCUCCCUCAGUCCCUCCCUCAGUUCCUCCCUCAGUUCCUCCCUCAGUUCCUCCCUCAGUUCCUCCCUCAGUUCCUCCCUCAGUUCCUCCCAUCGCGCUUAUGGAGCCAUGAGGAGCUGACCAUGGCAAUGGAGCUGGUCUGGUCUUCCCAGGCGAGCUGCUGGCGUGGCGUAUUUCAGCAACGCUGA